AUGGAUCCGAUCCCUCCAACCGCUCUCAGUGCUCCGCCUAUUAUCGCCCAAAAGUCGCCUUCGCACAUCAAUGCUCAACCCAUCCUCCAUUCACAUUUCCACGCCCUGAGAUAUCCGUUUGAGCCACGCAAGUCUGCCUGCAAGUAA
Molecule: messenger RNA, 147 nt
Organism: Colletotrichum lupini
Lineage: Eukaryota; Fungi; Ascomycota; Sordariomycetes; Glomerellales; Glomerellaceae
Exons: 2
Coding region: 1-147 (48 amino acids)
Source: RefSeq, a predicted model, not a curated record